Molecule: messenger RNA, 1359 nt
Organism: Scaptodrosophila lebanonensis
Lineage: Eukaryota; Metazoa; Arthropoda; Insecta; Diptera; Drosophilidae
Gene: Osi2
Exons: 5
Coding region: 24-1238 (404 amino acids)
Source: RefSeq, a predicted model, not a curated record
GUUUAUAGGAAACAGUUAAAGCCAUGACAACAAUGGGAGCGUUCGCUUUACUGGCCCUGGUUGCCAGCACUUCAUUGGCUUUGGUAGCCGGCGAAGGCUUCAAGCUGCCGGACCAACAGUCCAACAAUGUGCAGCAGAGUCCUCAUGUCCAGCAAAUAUUUGCGCCGCAGCCGCAACAACAGCAGUUCCAGCAGCCACAGCUGCAGCAACAACCUCAACCACAGGGCGAGGAGCGUGGUCGCUCUUCUAUUUUGAGCAUCUUCGGUCUGGGCAACGACAAUGAUCCCUAUUUGGCUCGUACUAAUACCAACUGUCUGGGCGGGGAUCUCUCUGAGUGCUUCAAGACCCAGGCAUUGGGCACAUUCGAUGAAAUAUUCUACAAGGAUCAGUAUCGUUUGUCUGACUUUGCUCGUGUGGUGCGUCUGCCGGAAACCCAGCAGCGUUCGCUGCUGCAGGAACCCUUCGAAUACUCGGAGGAGCCACGUGGCGACGACGACGACUGGAAUCAGUUGGUGAAAUAUGCUCUGCGAAGGGCCGAACGCUUUAUCAAGUCGACGGCAUUGGAGCUGGAAUGGCCAGAAGAGCUGACCGAGGCUGGUCGGUAUGAGGCGCGUUUCAUUGGCAAUGAGAUUGAUAGCGAGUUGGAUGUCAUUGAGAAUAAGAGCGGUGGUCCAUUCUCUCGCAAGAAGAUUAAGAAAAUGAUUAUUCCACUACUGUUGGUGCUGAAGAUUUUCAAGCUGAAGCUGCUGCUCUUCCUGCCCUUCAUCCUGGGCAUUGCUGGUCUUAAGAAAAUUCUGGGCCUGGCUGCCAUCAUUUUGCCCGGACUCUUUGCCUACUUCAAGCUCUGUCGUCCCCCUGGCGGUGUGGGCGGCGCCUUUGGCGGCGGUCUGUCUGGCCUAUUCGGCAGCAAGAACACCUUCCCCGCCUACACACCCCAGGGUGUGGGGCCAGCCACCUACUACCACCAUCACGAGCACUACGAGGGCGGCCAUGGCGGUGGUAGCUCUCCCUUCUACCGCCAAGAUCCGGCCUUCUCGAAGCCCUACGUCGACUACUACAGCAAGAACUAUCAGGGUCAGGAGCAGCUGCAGUUGCAACAACAGCAGCAAGUGGGCGUCAAUUCCGUGAGCUUCGGCGAUGCGCACGAGGCUGCGUACAAUGGCUAUUAUGGACGCAAUACGGGCAAGGACAUAACGGCCCAGCCCCAAGCCACGGCUCCUCUGCAGCAGGCGAGCUAAAGCGUCCCUCUCUGUCUUUGUUAUUUAUUACUUGUUGUGUGCCUAGCUGUCAUGCCUUCCUAUAAGCAUGAAAUAUGUUAUUUAUAUUUAUAUUGUAAAUAAAUUUCCACUAUAAGUUCAA